CUAACUUUGAAAAUUGAUAUUCUAUUCCAUGAUCCAUCCAAUGAAAUUAUCCACCCACUACCAGCUCCCAGUAAGCUCUGCCAGGGUCGGAGUUGAUCAGUUGAGGCCUCGAUCGUCAGGUCCCAUAAUUGGUAACGUCAUAACGAACCUCAAUCGUUCCUUUCAGAGUCUCAGCUCCAACUCAGACACCACUCUACAUCAACAAUUUCUAUCGCCGUUGAAACCCAGCCACAUAUUUCGAUUGUGUGAACUCUCCGCGACCAUGCCAGCUGAAUCCCCCGAAUCGCUGGUCCGCUCCUGGGGCUUCGGACACGUCUUCACCUGGAGCGAUCGUCCCGACGCGCACUAUCCGCCGCACUCGCACUCCAUGCUGACGACGCAUUUGAUCCUCUAUGGAUCGUUGACCAUCACGUACCCCGACGACGAGGCGCCGACGAAGGAGACGUUUGGAGAGGGGGCGCGGGUGGACGUGGCGGCGGGGCGGAAGCAUGAGGUAUGGACAGGGGGGGAGGGGUGUACAUAUGUGAUCGGGGAGAUGUGAAGGGGUCGCGGAUGAAAAGAUGGGGAGCUGGGUAAGGACAGAAAUAGCUGUCUAGGGACGAGGAAUCCUCCCCAGCCGGGAGAUGCGAU
Eremomyces bilateralis CBS 781.70 is the source of this 630-nucleotide messenger RNA. RefSeq lists its product as uncharacterized. NCBI's taxonomy places the organism in Eukaryota, Fungi, Ascomycota, Dothideomycetes, Eremomycetales, Eremomycetaceae. The record is from RefSeq and is a predicted model, not a curated record. Bases 263 to 541 code for a protein of 92 amino acids. The transcript has a single exon.